Molecule: messenger RNA, 717 nt
Organism: Macrobrachium nipponense
Lineage: Eukaryota; Metazoa; Arthropoda; Malacostraca; Decapoda; Palaemonidae
Exons: 3
Coding region: 84-524 (146 amino acids)
Source: RefSeq, a predicted model, not a curated record
GAGAUGAGUCUGCAAGUCCUGACAAAGGAGAUGGUCAGUAUCAUCCUUUGGAAUUUCAUCUUUGUCCUGAAUAACUACCUUUAAUGGUCAAUUAUCACAAAGAAGAGGCGUGUCCGUUGGGAUCCUUCCACUCCAAGGCUGUUUUUCUGUAUAAAUGGCGGUUCUUCGAAUGGUUUGUCGUCAGUAUUCCGAAGAGGGACCUCAGCUGCUCACUCACUCACUCAUUCAUCAUGAAGGUUGCUAUUUUCCUGUGCAUUUUGGCUGUUGCCUUGGCAGAACCUGAGGCCAACCCACAGUUGCUGGGCGGCCACCCUCUACACUACAGCCAUCCCUACGGAUUCCCACUCAUCCACAACCAGGGCCUACCCCUGACCUACAGCAAUCGAUUCCCACUCACCUACGGCCACGACCUCCCUCUCACCUACAGCAACAGAUUCCCACUCCCUUACAACCAGGGACUUGGGUACCCCUUCGGUCCUAACUUCUACCCAAGAGGAGUACCAGCAGGAGGUGCCCAGGUUUAGGCAGUGCGGAUAAUUCACGGACAAAGAUGUAAUAAGCUGUAUAAUAACCUAAAUUUAAAAUACAACAUUGUAUUAUAAAAUUGAUGUGUAUAAUAGUGAUGGGUGAUUGUUCAUGAUCUCCAGUAUUAUUCCGAAUAUUACCACGCAAUAGACCUGUCUUAAACUGUAAAUAAAACGCAAAAAUAAACAUUAA